GCUGGCCGGACGUCUUGGGCCUGGUGAAGUCAGAGCGCCAGAGCCUGGGUUUUCUUCGUCAGUGAGGCUGCUGGCGACGACGGCGACGAUACUCGCUCUCCGCUCGCGUCUGGAGUACGAAGGGGUGUCGCGCUGUUCUGGCUGCGCUGCAAGGGAGUCUUUGAAAUAUCCUGGACGGAAGGCUUUGCCAGAGGCAGAGGUUUUUAUUUGUGAAAGACAUUGAAGACUGGUUUUAUUUUCAAUUUCGAAGUAAAAUAAACUCGGAAUGUUUAUCGUUGUACGAUUUAUGACUGUCACCAGUGAGAACACAAAGCAUUCGAUAUUUAGCUGAAAGGGAAUAUAGAUUGUCUAUUUACAAACAAAAAGAGGACAGAAAAGAAAUCGUAGAACUGGCAGCAGAUCGAAACACGAAUCAGAAAAGUGUGAAGUGUCGGUGACUUCAACGAACGCCAUGCCAUGAUCCCGGCCGCCUCCUGAGGUGCCACCGAAGGGCCGCGCCAUGAGCGAGCAGGACAGCGAGCGCCGAGGCAUCCGCCCCACCGACGGCAACAACAACGACGGCGGAAGUGCGAGCAGCAGAGGCAGCAAGAUGGAGGAGAAGUACGGCCUCCGCCCCAGGACGAUCAUCAAGCGGCUGCAGCAGGAGCGGGUCCGGCAGGAGGUUCCCAAGAAGCAGUCGAGGACCAAGUCGAGGCCGGCGCCGUUGUCGAAAUAUCGAAGGAAGACAGCGAACGCCCGGGAACGUCACCGCAUGAGGGAGAUCAACAACGCCUUCGAAUCCCUGCGCAAAGUCCUCCCGGAGGCCAUGGAGUUCCAGACGAGCUCCUCGUCCAUGACCAAGAUCACGACCCUCCGUCUGGCCGUCAGCUACAUCAGGGCGCUGUCGAACGUGCUCGAAGACGAGGGCGAUACCGAUCUCGGGGCCCUAGAGAACAGCCUGCAGAGCUCCCUGCAGGAGACCAUACAUCACACGCUCCAAAACACCCUCCACAAGUCCAUGGAUCCUGCCGGGGGCAUGACGCACCUGCACUACCAGCAGUACGCCUACGGGCAGCAGUACGUGCCCCAGCUCGCCCAGGGAGCGGAUUACUGUUCGCCCUCAAGCACCACGUCGGCCUCCAGCUCGCCCUCCACCGUCCGUGGAUCCCUGAGCAGCACCAGCGACUUCGAGGAGCUGCUCUCCGAUGACUCGGCCUUGCUCGAGGACAACCUCGACGUGUUCCACGACAUCCCGACGCUGCCCGAGGCCGACCCCUUCGACAUUCUGCUCGGCGCGGAGAAAGGCGGCCUCGCCUUCACCGCGCACUUGUGCAGCUAAGGCCGAUUCCCUGCGGCGGGCGGCUGAGCUGACAGGAAUGGAGAUUUUCUGCUCAUUAUCCGGAUGACGAGGUGGCGGCGGCAUCAUGUGCGUGACUGAGGGGGUAAUCCGCCGAGAGUACAGCCACUUUCGCUGCAUGACUUAUAAGGACAAAGGCUGGAAAUGUGCUGACGAGUGUUCAGCGGACGGCCAUCCUGAGCCGCCAUGACCAGCGCUGAAAUAGGUCACUGUGUUUCCCACGGCAGAAGUCUUGUUUGGUCAAUAGCUUCCUUAUAAGGCAGGUCUUGCGUACCGUCGGUGACAGUAAGAUGUUUUACCAGGCUGCUAAAACAUUCUUAAUUGUCACUUGUUUCUGCAGUCUUAGCAACAAAGGGUAAUAGUGUUCUCUAACCCCAGGCUCUGAAAGGCAGUCGACCCCAUUCGACGCCUUCUGAAGCAACUGGAAGAUCAUGACAAUUGCAAUUCAGCAUCUGAAAAACACAAGAUAUAAGGACUUUAUUUCCUGAACAAAGACAUUCCCGGUGUGUGUUUUUCCUUGGAACUCUGCACGAUCUUUCUAAUCCCGAAGCAAGAAGGAGGAAGAGAGAAAGAUAGGAACAAGUGAUGGUGUCUGAUUAGAUAAAGGAAAGCGGUUGUACCUAGUCAGCUCACAAUGCCCCGUUCGUUUGAUGGAGGAGUUAUAAUCGUUUGGUGAACAAUCGAGAACAAUGGUUCGAGAACAAGAGAGAACUUAUUCUGAAAGGAACGAUGCUAGUCUAGUGUAAUAAUGUGCCAUAAUGUAUGAACAAUGAUCAUUAAAAAGAAGAAAAUCAGUAAUCACUUGACAAACUUUAUGGUCUGAUAUUUAUGUGAUUUAUUGUGUAUUUUCUAUUUAUUUAGUAAUUAAUUAUGUAAGAGUUUAAUGUACAAAAAUAUUGUGAAUACAUUCCUUUUAUAU
Penaeus vannamei (Pacific white shrimp) is the source of this 2255-nucleotide messenger RNA. Its product is annotated as class A basic helix-loop-helix protein 15. NCBI's taxonomy places the organism in Eukaryota, Metazoa, Arthropoda, Malacostraca, Decapoda, Penaeidae. Gene Ontology annotation, biological process: positive regulation of transcription by RNA polymerase II; sensory organ development; axon development. Gene Ontology annotation, cellular component: nucleus. The record is from RefSeq and is a predicted model, not a curated record. Gene Ontology annotation, molecular function: DNA-binding transcription factor activity, RNA polymerase II-specific; E-box binding; protein dimerization activity.